CGUAGGAAUGAGCAGCCCCUGACUCAGGUUUUAAAAUAACUAUCGGUCUUUGAGAGAAGAGGCUCUGCCAAGGGCGCGAUCUUCCUGCUGGGGUAUCCGAUCCGAGGGACCGAGCGGUCAGCAUCGCGUUGGCACCCCUAUGCAUAUAUUUUUGAACCCGUCCUCUCAAGAAAAAUCCACAGGAGUGAAACUUCGAUGAGCCUGGCGCCCUGGCAGAUGCACAGUGGGCGCUGCUAAGCCGGGGACGUCCGAACAAGAAAGGGGCCGGUGCCGGGAGGACUCCCCGGCCGCCAACGCUUAGCGCUGGAGCCACGCGCAGUGACGCGGAACGGGGCUGGAACUUCAGGUUCCUUGAAAGAUCCCUGGUGUUCUCAGCCAGGAUCCUCCGCCCUUCCAGGGCCCCGGGCGCAGGGGACCCAGGCUGGGCCGGACCCGGACCCGGCUAGAGCGCAGAGCCGGCCAGUCCCCGCCGGACGGCGGCGCUUCUCGCCCCGGUUUUCCGCACCCUUGUAAGGGGGUGGGCGGGGCUGUGCGCGGCAGACGCCUUCUGAUUGGCCGGUGGCCUCAGUGAUUGGCAGCGCCCCGGCCCCACCCACGCGGCUUUAUUGACACUAAUGAGCAAGUUCUUCCCCCUCUCUCCUGCCUGGAAGUGCUGACAGAUCAAGGCAACAAAUUUCAAUUACAAUCCCUAACUUGUGUCCGCGGAGUGUUUUUACCCCUGUGCGUCCUCUCUGGCGCAUCAGUCCAGGCGGAUCUCGGGGCAGCAGGCGGAAGCGGGGCGGGUGGGAGCGCCCGGGGCGCGCGGCCGCGGGGAGGCUCGGCGGGCGGAGAAGCCGGGAGUCGGCGUUGGGCCCGCGGCGGCCCGGGCCGCGCGGCUCUCGGGGACAGGGCCGCUCGGGGAGCGGGGCGCCAGCGGGUCGUGCGCGCAGGGCGCGAUGGCCGAGAAGCGGCGCGGCUCCCCGGGCGGCGCGCUCAGCCUGCGGGCGCACGCCUUCUCUGUGGAGGCGCUCAUCGGCGCGGAGCGGCAGCAGCUCCACCAGAAGCGGCGCAAGGUGGGCGCGGAGGAGGCGGCGGGAGCAGCGGACGACGGAGGCUGCAGCCGCGGCUGCGCGGGCGAAAACGGCUGCUCGGAGGGGGACGACUGUGCGGCGCCCCAGCAGGCGGACCCGGAGCGAGGGGCUGCGGGCGGCGGUGAGGACGGUUUCCUUCAGGGCGCUUCCCCGCUGGCGUCCCCGGCAGGCUCCCCGAAGGGGUCUCCGGCGCCCUCGCUGGCCCCGCCCGGGACCCCUCUGCCCUCGCCCCAGGCCCCGCGCGUGGACCUGCAGGGAGCCGAGCUCUGGAAGCGCUUUCACGAGAUCGGUACGGAGAUGAUCAUCACCAAGGCGGGCAGGCGUAUGUUUCCAGCCAUGAGAGUGAAGAUCUCCGGGCUAGACCCCCACCAGCAGUAUUACAUAGCCAUGGACAUCGUGCCUGUGGACAACAAAAGAUACAGGUACGUGUACCACAGCUCCAAGUGGAUGGUGGCCGGGAACGCUGACUCGCCGGUGCCGCCGCGCGUGUACAUCCACCCGGACUCGCCUGCCUCGGGGGAGACCUGGAUGAGACAAGUGAUCAGCUUCGACAAGCUGAAGCUCACCAACAACGAGCUGGACGACCAGGGCCACAUUAUUCUGCACUCCAUGCACAAGUACCAGCCUCGAGUGCAUGUAGCCCGCAAGGACUGUGGGGAUGACCUUUCUCCCAUCAAGCCCAUUCCGUCUGGGGAGGGUGUGAAGGCAUUCUCGUUUCCAGAAACUGUCUUCACAACUGUCACUGCCUAUCAGAACCAGCAGAUUACUCGCUUGAAGAUAGACAGGAAUCCAUUUGCCAAAGGCUUCCGGGACUCUGGGCGUAACAGAAUGGGUUUGGAAGCGCUCGUGGAGUCAUAUGCGUUCUGGCGACCUUCACUACGGACGCUCACCUUUGAAGAUAUCCCUGGAAUUCCCAAGCAAGGCACCUCGGGUUCCUCCGCCCUACUGCAGAGUUCCGGGAGCGGCGUGCCCGCCACCCACCCCCACCUGCUGCCGGGCUCCUCCUGCUCCUCCCCAGCCUUCCACCUGGGGCCCAGCACCGGCCAGAUGUGCAGCCUGGCCCCGGCCGACUACCCCGCCUGCGCCCGCCCGGGCCUGGCGCUCAACCGCUACGGCUCGUCGCUGGCCGAGACCUACAGCCGGCUGUCCAGCCAGGCCGGGGACGCCUUCGCCCCGCCCAGGACUCCGGCCUACGUGGGCGUGGGCGGCAACUCCUCAGUGAACGUGGCUGUGGGUGGCGCGGAUGGGGACACCUUUAGCUGCCCGCAGACCAGCCUGUCCAUGCAGAUUUCGGGGAUGUCCCCCCAGCUGCAGUACAUCAUGCCCUCGCCCCCCAGCAACGCCUUUGCGGGCAGCCAGACCCCGCAGGGCUCCUACGGCACAUUCCGGCUGCACAGCCCCUGCGCCCUGUACGGCUACAACUUCCCCACCUCCCCCAAGCUGGCCACCAGCCCUGAGAAGGCGGCCUCGUCCCAGGGGAGCUUCCUGGGCUCCUCGCCGAGCGGGACCACGACCGACAGGCACAUGCUGGCCCCCGUGGAGGGCGUGCACCUGCUGGGCGGGGGCAGCCAGCAGAGCUUCUUGGACUCGAGGACCCUGGGGAGCUUAACUCUGUCCUCACAAGUGUCUGCGCAUAUGGUCUGACUGGUGACCCGCGUGCUCGUCUACCUGAGGCGUUCCCCUCCCUUGUCUGGCUUCUUUUUAAAAAAGCAACAUCGAGAGAACGUAUCUGCAGCUUAUAAAAUGUACAAGUAACGGAAAGUGAAGCUGCCGUCCGUCUCUCAAGCAGACGGCGUCUCUGGUGUGGGUGGGCGCUGUGGGGACGCAGCCGGGGGUGUCGCUGCCUGUUUCCCGGGUCCCCCACAGUACGUUUAACCGCAGUCCUCUGACCCCUUUAGAAACAAAAAGGUAAACUUGGCAACGAUACUCACCAGAUGAAGACUUAUAACUUAAUUUAUCAGAAAAAUGCUCUGAGCAGUUUUAUACUUGCGUGUUGGUGACCAGCAGGGACCAGCCUGCACGCUCGUGAUUUCUGUCCCUGUUGGACACGGUGUCAGAGCCUCGAAUACAAAGGCCAGCUGAGGGCUCAGCGUUAGCUCCGAGGUACUGGUAAUCAUGAAGGAUUAGCUUUUCAUUCUGCUUGUUCUUACCACAGGUACUGUAUGACUUUGGGUCUUUAAAAGCCGUAGCCCAUAAUUACUGUCACUUUCUUAGGGAAGGCGGAAGACACCUGUGAUUCUUUUUUUCAUUUUCCGUUGGCCGUAUAUGAGGUACUUAUUUAUCUGCAGAGAAUAAAUUUCCAGUAUUUUGGAUUUGGGGCUCCUUUUAUUUGGUUUAUCAAAUAGGCUUUUAAAGAAUGUUCUAUAAACAUUUUCAAAUUCAGCUUUUGCCAGGGAAGGGAGAUAUGGCAUGGCCAGAAUGGCAGAAAGAGAAUAAAUCCACCUCAAAUUCUUUGAUUGUGGUGAGAAAUGUCUGUCUAAGAAGAGGAACAGUGUUGUCACCUGUCCCUCAGGUUCGUAUGUUUGGUUUUUCAUUUAAGAUAUUUUUCCCAUCUUGCUUUGAGCUUCUUGACCCAUGGUAUAUGAGUAAGGAAAAGUACAUUCAUACUAUUUAUUUAACUCUUACAAAUUGAAACCUCCCUGUCCUUUGCCUUAUCCUUGAGUCUUCCCCCAAAGCAGAUCCUGGGCCUUUACGGUGCUAAAUAACUCUGUAAGGAAUUUCAAGAGGGUGUCUCCAGCUAUCUGUCUUUGUGGGUUAUAGUGCAAAGGCCAAAGAUCAUUACUCUGUAGCCCUCUUGGAGGACUAGGGAGGAAGAUACUAAUUACAAUAAAGGGACUAUAAAACUUUUAACCUCAACAGCAUUUUUAACUGUGGAACUGGAGAAAUGAAGACAGCAUCAUUAUUUUUUUUAAAUCCCUAAAAUAGUUACACAUAGCUGCAGAGUUAAAAACAAGUAACUUUGAUAGCUAACCUUACAAGAUAAAGAGAAAAGGCUAAGAAUACAUUGUAGCCCUCCUGGUGGGGAAAGUAAGACCAUGUAUGUAUCUGUACAUCAAACCAUUACAUUUCAUGCGUUUGACAGCACAAAGAUGUAAUUUCCUUUCAUUGCCAAACACAAUUGCUUUAACUCAUUCCUAGUUUAGCUGGGAAAGGGUGUGGCUCCUGACUUGCUGGUUUAUCUUAAAAUAGCCCAGCUGCCGGGUGUGGAAGGCGAGACACUGUGUGACAGAGCCUGCACAGGAUGGGACGCUGUGUGACAGAGUCUGCACAGGACGGGACUCUGUUACUAGAUAUUGACAGAUUUCUUCUUGGGUUCUGCUGCAGUUCAUCAAAUUAGUACUGAUUCUUCCAUUUAAAUUACCAUGAAGGGAAAUGAAAUAUUUGCAGUAGCCAUAUCUAUAAAAAAUGGUUGAGUAUAGUAUUAACAACUUGAUAAUUGGGAAAAGGCUUUGAGAGUGAGUGAGUGGCAUAAUUCAGGGGAAGGCAUGGAGAGUGAUGAUUCAUGCUCCCACGUAUUAGUAAGGAGAGCAUUUCCCUUUUCGCUUUUUGUAAUUUGAGAUGAUACCACAAUAUGAGUGGAAAUUUUUAUUAAUCUUUUUUUUUGGUAAAAUUCAGCAAUAUUGUAAAAAAGCUGUUUCCUUUAGGUUUUAUUGUAAAUAUUAAUCACCAGGUCACUUCAAAGACUAGCCUUUUAUUGUAUUAAAUGACAUACAUACAUUGAUAAUUAUAAUUAUAUAACUGUAUUUUAUUAAAAAAUGCUUAAGAAAUUAUAUUAAAGUGUGUUUUUAAACCUUUUUAUGAUUUUGGAGAACAAUCAUUUUAAGUGUCUAUAAGUAUUGUUCCAAGAAUUGGCACACAUAUGCACACACCCCAAACACUAACUCUGUAGCUCUCAGUUACCAGGCAGGG
Molecule: messenger RNA, 4979 nt
Organism: Nycticebus coucang (slow loris)
Lineage: Eukaryota; Metazoa; Chordata; Mammalia; Primates; Lorisidae
Gene: TBX18
Product: T-box transcription factor 18
Exons: 8
Coding region: 936-2714 (592 amino acids)
Biological process (GO): regulation of transcription by RNA polymerase II; morphogenesis of embryonic epithelium; somitogenesis
Cellular component (GO): nucleus
Molecular function (GO): RNA polymerase II cis-regulatory region sequence-specific DNA binding; DNA-binding transcription factor activity, RNA polymerase II-specific
Source: RefSeq, a predicted model, not a curated record